AUGGAACAAUCCAGAGCGGGUUACGGCCGCAAAGGCAUCAGCAUGGGCAACAUCAUUGGCGACCCCUUCGCUCUCGCGACGGUGUCUAUCGCUGCGCUCGCGUGGGUCAUUUCCUUCAUUGGCUGUAUCAUUGGCCAGGUGAACUCGGAUCCCAACGAUAUCAACAAGGCCUUCCCAACCUUCGCCUGGUGGAGUAUUAUAUACACGCUGUUUCUGAUCAUUGGCACAUUCAUCGUCGUCGCAUCCGACUCGAUUCAGACCUACCAUAUCGCACUUGUCGGUUACAUAGGUGCCGGCCUCGUCCUUAACAGCUCCUCUGUCAACUCGUUGAUAUAUUCCGCCGAAGGUGCCCGUCAAGCCGCUGCAGCUGGAUUCAUAUUACUGUCCAUGGUCGAUAUCGUAUGGAUCUUUUACUUCGGAUCAGCACCAUCCGCUGUACCUAGAGCGUACAUCGACUCGUUUGCGCUUCAAAAGGAAUCUGCUAUGAACCACCAGACGAUGAACACUGGCUACGGUGGCCGCCCCGACACCUCUACAUCCAUGCAGCCUCCCCAGAUGUACACCUCCGCUCAGCUCAACGGCUUCGAGAACCCUUCGCCCGUUGGUGGACUGAACGGCAACACAGCGCGAAAUGCGUCGCCAGCUUUCCAGGCUCCGGUUGCCAAAGCACCGCAGCAACCAAAUGAUCCCGAGAUUGCAGCUCCGACCGAGUACCCGUACCGCGCGAAGGCCAUCUAUAGUUACGAGGCCAACCCCGAAGAUGCAAACGAGAUCUCCUUCUCGAAACACGAGAUUCUUGAAGUCAGCGACGUGAGCGGUAGAUGGUGGCAAGCGCGGAAAGAGAAUGGCGACACAGGUAUUGCUCCCAGCAAUUACCUCAUUCUAUUAUGA
Molecule: messenger RNA, 891 nt
Organism: Anthostomella pinea
Lineage: Eukaryota; Fungi; Ascomycota; Sordariomycetes; Xylariales; Xylariaceae
Source: the annotation of a GenBank genome assembly